UGAAUUUAGGCCGUGGGCCUAGGGCCCAAAGAAUAGAAGAUUGUUGCAUACUCCAUUUGACUGCGGCUCAAAGCCACCUCCCCAUUCAUCUCUCGGGGGGAUUUGAGAAGCGACGCGAACGUCUGAUCGCCAACACUGUUCAGGUGACGUAAGCAAGCAGCCAUGGCGGGCGGUGGGAAUUUCAUGAACAGAGUCGUGUCGUACCUCGUCAAUGAGCUUCUGGUCGAUAGCCUCGCCAACAGCCGUGCAUUCCAAAGGUUUGCUGUGAAGACAUCAAAGAGGAUUGAAGAUAUUCAAAAUAUCGCUGCAAAGAAGAAGGAACAACUUGCUGAGCAGAUGAAGGAUUUUUCAAAGAACAUGGAGGAUUCAUUCAAAGACCGGUGAUACUUUGGUCGAUGAGUCUUUCAAAGUCCGGUGAUACUCGGUCAAUGAUGGGCGAUGCUUGAGCGGUCGUAGGCCUCGUGUUGCAAACAUGUGUAUAUCGUUACAUGGAAUCCUAUUUCCUUCCUUUAAGAGGGGAAAUAAAUUUUGAGUGUUUUAAGAUUUGCUUUCAAAUGUACUUAGCAUGUUAGUUACAUAACUUACACACUUAACAAAAAAAUAAUGUCGUUCCAAUUCUUAAUCGGUGAUGUUUUGCAAGACAUGACGUGAAAAUUUAAGAUGUAAAAGCUGCAUGUACGACUCACAUAAUAUUUUUGAAUUUUAGGUAGGUGUAAAUUUAUUUUUUUAUUUA
Pyrus x bretschneideri (Chinese white pear) is the source of this 733-nucleotide messenger RNA. RefSeq lists its product as uncharacterized. NCBI's taxonomy places the organism in Eukaryota, Viridiplantae, Streptophyta, Magnoliopsida, Rosales, Rosaceae. The record is from RefSeq and is a predicted model, not a curated record. The transcript has 5 exons. Bases 163 to 384 code for a protein of 73 amino acids.